AGUGAGUCAGGAUAACUCCCAUUUCCUCUUUCUGUCAGAUACAAAAGCAGCAGCGCUCCGCUGUGAAGAAGUGACCUCAUCAUGGCCAAGCUUACUCUCCUUGCAGGCCUUUGCCUGGUGAUGUGCCAGAUGGGCUCGGCUAUGGACAUGAUCUGUUACUUCACCAACUGGUCCCAGUACAGACCAGGGACAGGGAAGUACAUGCCAGCAAACGUGGACCCCUUCUUGUGCACCCACCUUAUCUACGCUUUCUCCGUCAUCAACUACGCGAACGAGCUGGUCACCUACGAAUGGAAUGACGAGACCCUCUACAAAGAUUUCAACGCCCUGAAGACCAAAAACCCUAGUCUGAAAACCCUUCUGGCUGUGGGUGGGUGGAACUUCGGAACAUCUCAGUUCACCAUCAUGGUGUCCUCACCAGCCAACAGACAGAAGUUCAUUCGGUCCUCCAUCAAAUUCCUGAGGACGCACGGCUUCGACGGGCUGGACCUGGACUGGGAGUACCCCGGAGCUCGAGGGAGCCCCCCGGAGGACAAGCAUAGAUUCACAUUGCUGUGCCAGGAGCUGUUAGCAGCCUACGAGGCAGAGGGGAAAGAAACGCGCCGCCCAAGACUGAUGCUCACAGCCGCAGUGGCUGCUGGGAAGGGGACCAUCGAUGCCGCUUACGAAAUUCCUGAAAUCUCCAAAUACCUGGACUUUAUCAACGUGAUGACCUACGAUUUCCAUGGUGCCUGGGAGGCCUUCACCGGACACAACAGCCCCCUGUACCGUGGGACACAUGACCAGGGAGAUCUCAUUUACUUCAACACGGACUACGCCAUGACUUACUGGAGGGACCAGGGCGCUCCAGUGGAAAAGCUGAGGAUGGGCUUUGCCACGUACGGCCGAACAUUCCGCCUCACAACCACGGACACCAGCGUUGGAGCGGCGGCAAACAGUGCAGCGUCGGCUGGAACCUACACCAGAGAGGCCGGCUUCUGGUCCUACUAUGAGAUCUGCACCUUCCUCCAAGGAACCAGUUUACAGUGGAUUCAGGACCAGAAGGUUCCAUACGCCACCAAAUCAAAUGAGUGGGUCGGCUUUGACACACCGGAGAGCUACGAGACCAAGGUCCGCUACCUGAAAGAGAAGAAUAUUGGAGGGGCGUUUGUGUGGGCUCUGGAUCUGGAUGAUUUUACGGGACAGUUCUGUGGGAAGGGGGUGUACCCUCUUAUGAGCCAGCUGCGCAAGCUGCUUAAUAUUGAACUGCCACCUCUGCCCCCCACCGCCAUCCUUCCACCUGGAGUGACGACCACAACCAAGGCCACCCCAGCCACCACGACUAGAACCACCACCACCACCACCACCACAACAGUGCCCCCUGGUAGUGGUUUUUGUUCUGGAAAGCCUGAUGGACUGUACCCGAACCAGAACAACCCGAGUAGUUUCUACCAGUGUGCCCACGGGAUGACCCAUGUCCAGCCUUGCAGUGCUGGCCUGGUCUACAGCGACUCCUGCAAGUGUUGCAUGUGGCCUUAGCCUCCACCACAUCCCGAUCGCUAGUGAAUGUCCAUUAAGACUUCUCAGGCUUAACAGGUUCAACAGGUGCUUUAAUGCAGAUUGUCUUUUUUUACAUUGUAUCCAUUCAUACAAUUGGAUAUGUACUGAGGCAAUUCAGGUGAGCCCAGUUCCAUAACCAUUAUAUUGG
Conger conger (European conger) is the source of this 1687-nucleotide messenger RNA. RefSeq names its product acidic mammalian chitinase-like. The record is from RefSeq and is a predicted model, not a curated record. Gene Ontology annotation, biological process: chitin catabolic process; carbohydrate metabolic process. The transcript has 11 exons. Gene Ontology annotation, molecular function: chitin binding; chitinase activity. Gene Ontology annotation, cellular component: extracellular region. Bases 82 to 1518 code for a protein of 478 amino acids. Lineage: Eukaryota; Metazoa; Chordata; Actinopteri; Anguilliformes; Congridae.